Messenger RNA from Lates calcarifer (barramundi perch), 4257 nucleotides. RefSeq names its product zinc finger and BTB domain containing 11 (gene zbtb11). Gene Ontology annotation, molecular function: DNA binding; protein binding. The record is from RefSeq and is a predicted model, not a curated record. Lineage: Eukaryota; Metazoa; Chordata; Actinopteri; Centropomidae. Gene Ontology annotation, biological process: regulation of cytokine production; negative regulation of transcription by RNA polymerase II; regulation of immune system process.
CCGGUUGUGCAGCAGCCAUUUUGUCUGUUCGGGCAAGUCUACCCUGACGGUUGCGAACUGCAGUUCCACCUUUGGAAACAAUUUGAAAUGUUGUUGUGACAUUUCCAAUUCACGUUAUCUCGUAUCUGAACGGCGUAGAAAAUUUAUAUCUUGAUUUUAUAUGUCCGAAGAGGACCGUCCUCUUCGUGAUAAAUCCAUAAAUCUGAAAAACGCGGGUCAGCUGAGCCAUGUCGUGUGAAGAAAGCUACUUGGCCAUCAUUCGCUAUCUGACUGAUGAACGGGAGCCAUAUGCGCCGGGAACGCCUGGUAAUACCAAGAGAAAAAUACGCAAAGCUGCCACCUGCUACGUCGUGAGAAACGGGACUUUGUUUUAUCAGCGUCGACUGAAGGGCCAGAAUGAUUUCACAGAACUGGAGGUGGUGCUGCAGGACGGUCGGAGGAAGGAACUUAUCAACGAGGCGCACAUUAUGGAAGGAGGGGAGCACCUCAACCAGCAACUCACCUGGGAGUACAUAUCUCAGAAGUACUGGUGGAGAGGUAUCCUGAAGCAUGUGAAAGACCACAUCAGAGAGUGUGCUCAGUGUCAGAGCAGGCGGAGCGCUGACGACAGCGCUGGACCUCGGCUGAUUUCCCGGCCAGGGAGACGCAGGGCGGCUGCCAACGUGAAUGAUGAGGAAGAAGAGGAAGAGGAGGAAGAAGAAGGAGAUGAUAGUUUAAUCUUCACUGACUCAUCUCCUCAUCUUAGAUCCAAGUUGUCCAAGACAAUGGCCAAGCAUGAACUGGUUUUUGUGGACAGCAAGGGCGAGGUGAAUCAGUUCCUGCCCAAACACAGCCAAACCAUGCUGGACAAACUCAACCAGCAGCGUCUCAGCAACCAGUUCUGUGACAUCACACUGCUUAUUGAAGGAGAGGAGUACCGAGCGCACAAAGCUGUGCUGGCAGCGUGCAGUGAAUACUUCAAGGAGCUGUUUUUUGAGAAGGGGGCCGUGUCCACACAUGAAGCUGUGGUCGACCUCUCUGGUUUCACCAAAGCCAGCUUCCUCCCGCUGCUGGACUUUGCAUACACUUCCAUGCUCACAUUUAAUUUCUGCAUCAUGGCAGAUAUUGCCAACCUCGCCCGGCAUCUGCUGAUGACAGAGGUGCUGCAGAUAUGUGAGUCUGUGCAUAAGCAGGUGGAGGAACAGAAGCUGACGGUAUAUCAAAGAGGAGACGUGCACACCGUGGUGUCGAGCUUACCGACGUCUCAGGAUGAAGUAAAGGAUGAGUCCUACAUGGUGACCAUAGAGAGUGACGGCAGAGCUGUGGUCACCCACAGCGGUGUUGCUGUAACAGGCGAUUCUUUGGCUUUUGUAGCACCUUCCAAAGAAGCUUACAUGGAGCAGCCGAUGACUGUUGUUACUGAAGCUGUAGAGGGGGACAAAGUGCAUGAUGGGGAGGCUGGUCAGAAUGAAACAGUGACUCUGAUCACUCACAGUGGAGAGGCUGAGCCUGGAGAGACUGUCACUCUUAUCUCACGCAGUGCAGAGGGGAUGGAUGGGGAGACGAUGACAGUGGUCACCCACAGCGGACAGGCCGGAGCCAGCGAGUCUCUGGCUGUGGUGUCGGCCUGCCUCGCAAUGGAGCAGCCACAGGUCGCUGAAGCAGGGACCUUUGUAAUCAACGUGGAGCCAGACACAGUGAGCCCCUCAGAGGUCCUCAAACUGGCAUCUGCAGCUGUCGCUGAGCAGCAGCAGCAGUCGCCUCAGGAGAGAACGGAUCCAGCACCUCCACCCCAGAAACGCAAACGAGGGCGCCCAGCUAAGGUGAAGAAGGAGGUAGAGCCAGAGGAGUACACACCAUUGGAGGAGGAGGAGCCCUCUGCUGAUGAAGGCCACGCGGACAAGCAAGAGAUGAUGUCAGACGACCCCAACAAAAGACGACUCCGGCAGCGCUCUAUCGCUGAGGGCGGUUAUGCUCGUCUGCAUAUGGGGCUGGAAGAUGAAGAGGAGGGGAAGAAAAGCUCAACCCCACCACGUGCCGCCACCCCUAAGGUGGGUCCGAGGCCUGGGAAGAGAGGAAGACCGCCAAAGCAGCCAGUGGAGAAUCAAGCUGAAGGACCGUCUGUGUCUGAAUCUGGGGCGGAACCAGAGGUCAGCACUGUGGAGAGUGUGGCAGUCACAGAGGUCAGUACAGAGGAAGCUGUGACAAAGGUGGUGGAGCCAGAGACCGGAACCAGCCAGGAUCAACCUCCAGCAGCAGGCAGCGCUGUGGAGGGAGAGCACACGUGCUCUGAGUGCGGCAUGUCCUUCCAAAGACGCUACUCUCUCAUCAUGCACACAUUAAAACACGAGAAAGCUCGUGGAUAUAAGUGCAGUCUGUGUAGUAAGGAGUUUCAGUACGCUGCCUCGCUCCGCGCCCACCUGGCCCGACAUAAGCAGCAGAGCAGCCAGCGAGCACCCAUCGCCAAACCCCCGGUAGAACAGAGCUCCGAGGGGAAGGCAGACAGCGAUCUGGACGACAAGACUUCAUCGCCGCACACCAAGCGAGAAUUUGUGUGCGACAUCUGCGGGAAGACCUUACCAAAGCUGUACUCUCUGCGGAUCCACAUGCUGAAUCACACAGGUGUGCGGCCUCACUCUUGUAAGGUCUGCGGCAAGACGUUCGCUCACAAACACAGUCUGAAGAUGCACCGAGCGCUGCACGACGUCACCAAACAGUUCCAGUGCGAAUUCUGUAAGAAGUCUUUCGUGAGCAAGAGGAGCAUGGAGGAGCAUACCAGCCUUCAUACAGGUGAAUCAAAGUACCUCUGCAACACGUGUGGAGCAACUUUCCACCGGGCCUCAGCUCUGAGCAAACACAUGAAGAAGCACCAGCCCAAACCUGAUGUCCGUCCAUUCGCUUGUGCUCACUGUGAUAAGAGGUUCUAUGAAGCAAAAGAUCUCCAGCAGCACAUGAAUAAGCACAUGGGCCUGAAGCCCUUCCAGUGCCAGGUGUGUGGGAAGUGCUACAGCUGGAAGAAGGACUGGUACUCCCACGUCAAGUCCCACAGUGUGGCUGAGCCCUUUAAGUGUAAUGUGUGUGGGAAGGAGUUCUUUGAGAAGGCUCUGUUCAGGAGACACGUUAAAAAGGCCACACACGGGAAGAAGGGCCGAGUAAAGCAGAACCUGGAGAGGGAGUGUGAGCAGUGUGGCAGAAAGUUCACUCAGCUCAGAGAGUAUAGACGCCACAUCAACAACCACCAGGGAGUUAAGCCGUUUGAAUGUCUGACUUGUGGCGUUGCCUGGGCCGACGCCCGCUCUCUAAAGCGUCACGUCCGCACGCACACUGGCGAGCGGCCGUAUGUUUGCCCCGUGUGCCAGGAGGCCCACAUCGACGCACGCACUCUGCGCAAACACAUGGCCAAGUACCACAGCGACAACCUGCCUGGCAAGAUCAUGCUGGAGAAAGACACCCUCCAGUUCCACAACCAGGGCACCCAGGUGGAGCACGCCGUCAGCAUCCUGGCGUCCGACCUGCCCCCCGAGCUCCGCCCCGCCCAGCAGCCGCCCUCAGAGGAGAUUGAGACGGUGCUGAUCACAGAGGAGACGGUGGAGGCCGUGGAAGCCGUGCAGGCUGUUCAGGCCGUGAGCGACGGCUCGGUGGCCACGCUCUCGGAUCAGGGCAUCAUGCAGGUGGUGAACUACGUCCUGGCCCAGCAGGCCCUUACAGGGGCCAAAAUCGACGAGGCACCCGAGGUGAUUCAGACCAUGGAGGUGGAGGUGGCUCACGUAGCUGAAGUCGAGUAACUUUGUGCCAGAGACUCUCAGAGAUUCUCUCACACAGACUGAUCCCAGUGUUUCUCACAGUCUGUAUAAAAUGUAACAGAAUGUAAAAAGCUUAUUUUGAAAUUCUGAAAAUGUACAUAGUGUAAGUGAACCAUGAGUGGAGUAUUUACUUUCUGUUCAGCUCAGACCUGUAUGUUUGAUGAGUCGUGUUUGUGCACGCAUUCACAUUUCUGUGUGUAUAAAUACAUAGGAAGAAGUAACAAGAUUAAUUGAUGAGUUAAGUCUAUGAUGCUUGGCUCUCGGCAGAAAUAAAGGUAGACAUAAGACACAGCAUGUGUUUUGACUAAAUGUAUUUAAUCUUAUCACAUCUCCAUCUAUCACUUCUGUUGCUGACAGAAGGGCUGUCAGACUGCACUGUAGACAACUCCUGUCACCUCAGCUGUCAUGGCUGUGGGUUUAUGUACUCCCCCUAGUGUCAGCUUGAAGGACAAGCAAAUAAAAAAAUGCCGCCUUA